AUGUCAGGACUGCGUUCUGAAGCAAACAUGCAGUACUUUCCAUAUCUCUUGCGCCUGUUUCAUGACACAGUUUCCGACGAAGACUGGCAAGUUUAUACUGACGCGGUAUGUUUCAUUGCCGCAGCCGAUAUUGCCAGAGAAUCUGGGGAGCAUCCAAAUGUUUUGGCCAGUAGAGUCGUGUUUUUCCCUGCUUAUAUCAAGCCCCGGUUCGUGCAGUUGUUGACCAUGCUGCGACCACGGUCUCUCGCAAUCUUGGCCCAUCUGAUCGCUAUUUCUUCGAGCGUCAAAAAUUGUUGGAUUAUCGAGCGGACUCCUGUUCGGGAGAUAAACGCCAUCCACGAAUAUCUUGGUCCUGAAUGGAGUCAAUAUACAGAAUGGCCAAUGAAUAUGGUACGCCAAAUGUCCGAGGGGGCAUAG
This is a messenger RNA of Penicillium manginii, 417 nucleotides long. RefSeq names its product Zn(2)-C6 fungal-type DNA-binding domain-containing protein. Gene Ontology annotation, biological process: regulation of transcription by RNA polymerase II. The record is from RefSeq and is a predicted model, not a curated record. Bases 1 to 417 code for a protein of 138 amino acids. Gene Ontology annotation, molecular function: DNA-binding transcription activator activity, RNA polymerase II-specific. The transcript has a single exon. NCBI's taxonomy places the organism in Eukaryota, Fungi, Ascomycota, Eurotiomycetes, Eurotiales, Aspergillaceae.